Messenger RNA from Centruroides sculpturatus (bark scorpion), 1269 nucleotides. Its product is annotated as peroxidasin homolog. The record is from RefSeq and is a predicted model, not a curated record. Lineage: Eukaryota; Metazoa; Arthropoda; Arachnida; Scorpiones; Buthidae. The transcript has a single exon. Bases 133 to 960 code for a protein of 275 amino acids. Gene Ontology annotation, molecular function: heme binding; peroxidase activity. Gene Ontology annotation, biological process: response to oxidative stress.
UUUUCUCUUCCUGCUGUUAGUCAUGCAAGUUUUGUAGAUGGUGUAGAUUGCAGUGUAUCUUGUGAAUAUUCUCCUCCCUGUUUUCCUAUUGAAGUUCCACCCGGAGACAAAAGAAUUCGGAAUCAUCAGUGUAUGGAAUUUGUUCGAUCAAGUACACUCUGUGGAUCAGGUUUAACAUCUUUAUUUGUUCCCGAAAUAAUGCCUAGAGAACAAGUCAAUCAACUCACUUCAUUUAUUGAUGCUUCUAAUGUAUAUGGUAGUACAGAAAAAUUAGCUCUUCACCUCAGAGAUCGUACCAAUGAACUUGGACUACUAAGAACUGGACUUGUCAUGCACUCUGGAAAACAUCUUUUACCAUUUAAUGAUGGCCAACCUGUUGACUGCAAGCGAGAUCAUCAAGAAAGCAGUAUGGACUGUUUUCUUGCUGGAGAUCAAAGAGCAAAUGAACAAUUAGGUUUAUUAGCAAUGCAUACUUUAUGGAUGAGAGAACAUAACAGAAUUGCUACUGAUUUGCAUUCCAUUAAUUCUCACUGGAAUGGUGAUAAAUUGUAUCAUGAAGCAAGAAAAAUUGUGGGUGCUGAAAUGCAACAUUUUACCUAUACUCACUGGUUACCAAAAAUUCUUGGGGAGAAAGGAAUGAAGAUGCUGGGUUCUUAUCAAGGAUAUAAUCCAAAUGUGAAUCCUUCUAUAGCUAAUGUUUUUGCUACUGCUGCAUUGAGAUUUGGUCAUACACUUAUUAAUCCUAUACUUUUGAGAUUGAAUGCAUCUUUUCAGCCCAUACCAGAAGGAAAUCUUCCUCUCAGAAAGGCUUUCUUCUCUCCAUUCAGACUUGUCGAAGAAGGAGGCAUAGAUCCAUUACUGAGAGGUCUGUUUUAUGCAGCUACCAAAUUAAGACAGUCUGAUCAAAUUCUUAAUUCUGAACUGACAGAACAUUUAUUUGCAGUAAGUUUAAAAUUUUAAUUGUAUUACUUUUACAAUUAUUGCUCAAAUAUAAAAUAAAUAAAUAUAAAUUUUUUAAACAUUUUGACAAAGUUUCUUCCUUCAUAUUUCUCUUUAGAAAGGAAAAAUAUGAGGCAGAUUCAGAAAUUAAGUUUUGAUUGGUAAGAAAGGAACAGAAACUUCACAGAAAAAUCACACCUUCUGGUAGUAGAGAGGUUGAGGCACAAGUUCAAACGUUAAACGUGUACGGGUAGCAGAAGUACACGUUACACAUUUCAAGUCCAAGUAAAAAUCAUUGAGGCACACGUUCAUAACAUCACGUGACUCAGU